Messenger RNA from Mycena indigotica, 2121 nucleotides. RefSeq names its product Ferric-chelate reductase. NCBI's taxonomy places the organism in Eukaryota, Fungi, Basidiomycota, Agaricomycetes, Agaricales, Mycenaceae. Gene Ontology annotation, cellular component: plasma membrane. The transcript has 5 exons. Gene Ontology annotation, biological process: copper ion import; iron ion transport; intracellular iron ion homeostasis. The record is from RefSeq and is a predicted model, not a curated record. Gene Ontology annotation, molecular function: ferric-chelate reductase activity. Bases 1 to 2121 code for a protein of 706 amino acids.
AUGGUGGCUCUCCAGCUCGCUCUCGUCGUCUCUCUGUACCCAGUCGCCAUCCACGCAAGGUGGGAAUGGGUCUGUGGUCUACUUUGCGAGCGAUUCUUCCCCGGAUCAUACACCCUCAACUGCACUGCAGAGUCUAUGACCUCAAUGUCGACGCACGGUCAUGGCGGCGGUAAUGCAGUCUGCCAGGCGCAAGAUAUGCCUUAUCUUACAUCGGAAGCGUGGUGUCUUCAUGAGCGGUGCGAGCCGAUGGGCGGCAGGAACAAGGUGGAAUGGUACUGGGACUUUAUCCAAUGGGAGUUGCGCCAAAACUAUCCCGAGAUAGCCGCUUUUCCCGAAUACACGGCCGUUCUUCCCGCUUCUGCGCCGCCGGUUCUACCGACCAAUCUCACUGUGCUGAAUGCGACGUAUCGCGUGGGCGACGAGCAAUGGAACCUCUAUUACGAGUCGUAUCGGGCGUAUAAUGAGAACGACAUCAUUCGCGUCAGACAAGGGUGGGGAUAUAUUGCCGGUUUUGUUGGCGCUCUGGUUAUCAUAUCGAUUUGGCGUCGUGUCGCUCGAUUAUCGAAAGUGCCUUACAACCCAGACUCGUGGCGCUCCAAUCAAUUAUUUUCGGCCAUCAAAAAACAUGUGCGCUAUGCGGCGUUGUUCAGUCGCCGCCAUCAAGUUCCAUAUCUCGGUGGCCUGUUUACCGCACCCACUCGUCUCCUGAGCAUUUUCGUCGUCCUCUGCCUGGCCGUUGGUCUGAUUCUCAACGCGGUUCAACAUCGAAGUGUGCAGCCCAACAGCAUAUACGCUAAUCGCACGAAUGAACUGCUCAAUAACGUCGGUCUCGCCGCGGGAGACCUUGCGUUGACUGCUUUCGUGCUCGUCUGGCUCGCCGCCGCCAGAAAUAACCCCUUCCUUUGGCUGACUGGGUGGGCGUAUGACACAUUCCAAGUUCUCCAUCGUUGGUUCGGACGCCUCGCAACUUUGUACUCCCUGCUCCACACCGUUACGUACACGAACCUCUAUGCUCGACGAGGUGAAUGGUCAAAGGCGUAUUUGACUGGCUUGUGGUUUAUCUGGGGUUGUGUGGGCAUGGUGGCCCUUUUUGUCAUUUGUGUCUUCUCUUUGCGGCCGAUUCGCGAACGGUUCUACGAGUGCUUUUUCGUCAUGCAUAUCCUUAUGGCUGUGUUUGCCAUUGUGGGAACCCAGCUACACAUCAUCUUUCUCUAUGGCCAUCAUUACCAUUACCGCAACUGGAUUUGGGCUCCAGUCACCAUCUGGUCGAUUGACCGAUUCAUCCGUCUUGUGCGGAUGUACGUCUUGAGCUCAGGAGACGCGCGUAAUAUCACCGUGGAAGCUGUACCCGACACCAAUGGCACCAUUCUCCGACUUACCGUACCAACUCCACUAGUUUACACGGCUGGAGCAGGACACUACUUCUUCCUCUACUUCCCUACGAUCGGCAUCAUGUUUUGGCAAAACCACCCCAUUUCGAUCGCUGGUUGGACGAAAACCGGUUCUGACGAGGAAGGAGGGAAGUCGAAGUCCGAAUUGACAAUGUAUAUGCUGGCAGAGAAGGGGGAGACGGGAAAUCUUGCGGCAAUCGUUCGCCAGAACUCCAAACCGACACGGCUAACUUGUCUUCUUGAGGGACCUUAUGGCCAAGCUCGCCCUCUCAACUCCUAUGAGACAGUCAUCCUCGUCGCCGGCGGUGUCGGUGUUGGCCCUACGCUAUCGUAUGUCCACGCUCAUGCUGCCGAUCCGGGCUCGACCAAACGCCUUGUCCUGCUUUUCAUUGCCCGCCAACUUGGCUUUCUCCGAGAGAUUCAGCGACAUCUCCGCCUAGCCAAUCUGGAAAGCACUGUAGAACUACAGCUGUUCCAUUCGUCUGCUGAGCAGUCGCAAGAAUCGGACUCGGAUGAUGAAAUCGCUUCCAAGGGCAUCACGGACGGGCGGCCUGUUGUUGCCGAGUAUGUUUUCGCGGAAAUUCAGGCUGCUGCGGAUGGCAGGAUUGCUUUCUUUGUAUGUGGACCGGCGGGUUUGAAUGAUGCCGUUCGGUAUGAGGUCGUGCGGUCCAUUGGCAGUCUCGCAGAUGGGGACAAGAUAGCGUUUUUCGAAGAAGCGUUGGGUUGGUGA